This is a messenger RNA of Haplochromis burtoni (Burton's mouthbrooder), 7457 nucleotides long. Its product is annotated as potassium voltage-gated channel subfamily C member 1. Lineage: Eukaryota; Metazoa; Chordata; Actinopteri; Cichliformes; Cichlidae. The record is from RefSeq and is a predicted model, not a curated record. Gene Ontology annotation, biological process: protein homooligomerization; potassium ion transmembrane transport. Gene Ontology annotation, molecular function: protein binding; delayed rectifier potassium channel activity. The transcript is spliced from 6 exons. Gene Ontology annotation, cellular component: neuronal cell body membrane; voltage-gated potassium channel complex; axon. The coding region runs from base 376 to 2277 and encodes 633 amino acids.
GAGCAAAUGUAUUCAUGUUCAGGUAUUCAUGUGGAGGUCGCGAAUUCAACAUCGUCAAAGGAUUUGAAUCACACGAACUCAGUAAAUCAAUCGCGCGGGCAGGCAGUCAAUCAGCGGGGAAACCUAUUGAUUCAUAAAAUCCGCAUCCCACACAUUCUCUCUUUCGUACAUAUACACGCGCCUGCAGAUCCCCCCUCUCUCUCUUAGAGAGGCAGAGAGGCUGACUCCUCCUUCCCUUCCUUCUCUCACUUGUGUCUCCUUGUUGGCGGUACAGUAUAACACAAGCAUACAGAUCAGGGACCGACGGUGGAUGGGGAAAGGCAGUAGCCGCAGCAGCAGCAGUCGGACGUACCGACCGAAGGAUGCUCCAGCACCAUGACUUGCUCGGCGUCAGAUAGCGAGAAGAUCGUCAUCAACUGCGGUGGAAUUCGACACGAGACCUACCGGAGCACCCUAAAGACGUUGCCGGGGACGCGUUUGUCUUGGCUGACAGAGCCCGACGCCUACAGCAACUUCGACUACGAUCCCAAGUCCGACGAGUUCUUCUUUGACCGCCACCCGGCCACCUUCGCCUUCAUCCUCAACUACUACCGUACCGGCAAGCUCCACUGCCCCAACGAUGUCUGCGGGCCGCUCUUCGAGGAAGAGCUUGCCUUCUGGGGCAUCGAUGAGACGGACGUGGAGGCGUGCUGCUGGAUGAAUUACCGACAGCACCGUGAUGCAGAAGAAGCCCUGGACAGCUUUGAGACUCCCGAACCGGAUCCACCCGAGGACGACCCUGCACUCACCGGCGGAGCGGAUGGCGACCUGAAACGUCUGUGCAUGCAGGAGGACGGCCGCAGGGCGACACGGUGGGAGGUGUGGCAGCCCUGGAUGUGGGCACUGUUUGAGGAUCCCUACUCCUCCAAAUAUGCCCGGUAUGUGGCUUUUGCCUCGCUCUUCUUCAUCCUGCUCUCCAUCUCCACAUUCUGCCUGGAGACCCAUGAAGUCUUCAACACCAUCUACAACAAAACAGAGAAUGUCACCGUCGGCAACGUGACACGUGAAGAGAUUGUGUAUGAGGUGGUCACAGACAGCUGGCUCACAUAUGUCGAGGGCGUCUGCGUCAUCUGGUUCACCAUUGAAGUGAUGGCACGCGUUAUCUUCUGUCCUGACAAGGCAGAGUUCUUCCGCAGUGCCCUGAACAUAAUAGACUUUGUGGCAAUUGUGCCCUUUUACCUGGAGGUGGCGCUGAGUGGCCUAUCCUCCAAAACAGCCAAAGACGUUCUGAGCUUCCUGCGUGUUGUGCGCUUUGUCCGUAUCCUACGUAUAUUCAAGCUGACCCGCCACUUUGUUGGUUUACGUGUGCUGGGCCACACUCUGCGUGCCAGCACUAAUGAAUUCCUGCUGCUCAUAAUCUUCCUGGCACUAGGUGUGCUCAUCUUUGCUACCAUGAUCUACUAUGCUGAACGUAUCGGUGCUGACCCAGAUGAUCCAACAGCUGCAGCCCACACCAACUUUAAGAACAUCCCCAUCGGCUUCUGGUGGGCUGUGGUGACCAUGACCACGUUGGGAUAUGGGGAUAUGUAUCCUGAAACAUGGUCAGGAAUGCUCGUGGGUGCCCUCUGCGCCUUGGCUGGGGUGCUGACAAUUGCCAUGCCAGUGCCUGUCAUCGUCAAUAACUUUGGCAUGUACUACUCCCUGGCCAUGGCUAAGCAGAAACUCCCCAAGAAGAGGAACAAGCACAUCCCCAGGGCGCCACAGCCAGGCAGCCCAAACUAUUGCAAGCCAGAUGCCCUGGCAAUGGCGACAGCAUCUCCUCACAGGUUGAUGGGAAAUGUGCUCGGGCCUGGCAUGGUGGGAUCUGGCAGCAUGAUGGGUACUGGAGACUGCCCAUUAGCACAGGAGGAGAUCAUUGAGAUCAACAGGGCAGACUCCAAGCAGAACGGUGAUGCAGCAGCUAACGCUGCGGCUCUGGCCAAUGAGGACUGCCCUACCAUCGACCAGGUCCUGGGAGAUGAGCGUAGCCCGGCUACCGGUGGGCUAGGCUCCACCACCAGCCGUGAGCGCUACCCGCACGACCGGGCGUGCUUCCUGCUGAGCGCAGGGGAGUUCCAGCGCACAACAGACGGAAACGUUCGAAAAGCCACAGGUUAUGAGAAGUCACGUAGCCUCAAUAACAUCUCUGGAAUGACAGGCGUCCCGCUGCGCCUCACUCCCAUCACCAAUUCCACCUUUGAACCCUUUGAGCCGCCUGGCCUCAGGCGAUGUCAUUCACCCAUCCCUUCAAUCUUGUAGCAUAGCCCACAGAUAGCCACCAGAUUUAACAACAACAGCAGCAACAGUAACAUUUAGAAAGAUUUUUUUGUCUGAUUAUUUGUUUUUGCUUUUUUUUUGCAUGGAAAAAAAAGCCUACACACAGGAAUUACAGUUUUUCCAGGCUGCUCUGUCAUUCUGCAUUCAUGCCUUGUGUUUUGUUCUUGAUCUGAAACAACAAUAAAUGCAAGUUCAUGGAGCCCCUAGAGGCCCCAUUUAAUAAUUUCAAGAAAGAUUAGCUGAACCUUACUGAAAUAAAUGUGGCAAAUUUGCCUUACUAACAUGAAUAGAGUUUAGUUUACAGUAGAAUAAUAGAAGAGUUAGUUUACCUCUAGUUUUCCUGUGCUACACCUUGCCUGUACUUCAACUGCACUUGUACAUCAACACUUUAACCUUGGCACCUAAGAGGAGUUAGAAAUCUUCUAAUAUGAAGCCUAAGAAUGCAUACAGUGACACACAGACACCAACAUAUUACAGCAGCAUGUGUGUUUUUACUCCAGAAUAAGAAUAUACACUAGCCUAUAAGUGACUUAGAAGCAAACGUAUUUUGUAUUUAAAUGCCCCUUAAUGUAGCUCCUCUGCAACUUCAAUUUGAAAGUCAUGUUUGCUGUAGAAGGUGAUGUGCUAACACAUCAUCAACCAUUUAAUAUAGCCGAAAAGAGACAGGCUCCCAUAUAUGUCAACUCCAACACCAGCUUCUGAGCCCUUGUGCCCUUUCUCCUGCUUCCUGGUAAUUAAUAUAGAAGGACCUGUUAGUAUGGUGGACAAAGUACUGUGGUUUUUCAUUUGUCCCUACCAGUAAGGAGUUAUAAUGUACAGAUAUAAUGUAUUUUCCCAUAACAGAAUUGUACAUUAUGCUGAUUUAACCAUGCAAGCACUAUUGUGCAGUAAAGCUAGUUACAAACUCAUUAUACAUAAUAAAUGUAGGACAAACAUUAUAGAAUGUCAAGUUUUACACAGCUAAAAGUACAAAGCAGCAGGGACAAGGACUAGGGAUAAGUGCUCCCUGUGGUCUGAAACUUUACACACACACAUAUAUAGAUAUAAAUAUAUCAUUGAUCAUAUCAUAUGAUCUUAUUACAUCUGCUUGAGCCAUCAGAGAUGAUCACUUUCUUGUUUCUUUGUCUUUGUUAACUACUUUCAAAAAGAAAACUACAAAGAAAGCUUCUUUGGGGGUUUUUUCACCAGACUGGGGUCAACGAAUUGACAGGACUGUAAGCUGAUUGUCCCCCUGCAUCACCACAAAAUGCAUGCUCUCAUGUUUAUGUGUAGAUAAAAAGAAACACAUUGAAGCAGUGACUUUUAGUUUGUAGGGGUUAACCCUGACUACAGUGAAGACAUGAACUUACUGGAAGAAAGGAAAGAAAUCAGCAAAUCUUCCAACUAGCUGUUUCUUUCCUUUCUCUGUACGUGGAAAAAUGUCCUGCGAUAGACUAGCCACCUUUCCGGGGUAUUCCCUGCCUCUCUCCCUGUGACAGCUGGAAAAGACUGCAGCACCCCUGAUGCUUAGGAAAAUAGCUGGAUGGAUUUAUCUAUAAAAGCUCCAGACAUUGCAGCUGCACCUGAGAGUUUGAAGCAGUUUUCUUUAGGCUUAUGUUCACCAGACCACCACCAUCACUGCUGCUGCACCAUCACUACUAUCACUGACUCUAAUGUGGCCAGUGGCAAUAUUUUUCGUUUUCUCCCCAUUUCGCUUCUUGUUCUUUCCCUGUUUUUGCCUGUCUUUUACUCCUGAACCCCAUCCUACCCUUCUUCUCCUGUCCUUCCAUCUCUUCUUUGUUUUUGGCUGCGGCUGCUCAGUGGGAGGUACAGUGAACGGCUACUGGAGUGACAGCCCAUGGUAGAAGAAGAGCAGAUGCCAAAAACCACACAGGAAGAAGACAGCAAACAAAGGACGGACAGAGAAAAACACAAUCUAGACAAAGUCCGCAUCAGUGUUUUUAUGUGCAUGCGUGCCCAGACCUGCAGCUACCUCUGUACUAAAGCCAAUAAAUUCAGCAAGGAAGAACAUAUCUCCCCUCACAUGUUCUUCUUGAUUCCUGAUGAAGAUUUUUGUGGAAAAAUUUAUUUGAGUGCAUUUGGUUAAGUUGUAUCUUUUUGAUUCCCCUGUGCCCAACUCUUGCUCUCUCCUUUUUUCUCUCCCAGCAGAAAGUAGAAUAGAAUGUUUCAUUUGUUUACACAUCAAAGAAAAAUCUAAAUGAUGAAAAUUUGCUUUAAAAUUCAGAGAGUAUUUAGAAAAUUGCACCAAAAUAAGUGUACAUUGGGAGGUAUGUCCUUCCUGUUACUUUUUUACAUUCAGACUGUGAGUUACAGAAGGUGAGAGCACUGCUUAUAGACAUCAUUUUUGAAUGCUCAUGUAUGUUUUUGUUUGUUUGUUUGUUUUUUAAACAAAUAUCUUGUUUAUGUUUAAAUGUAUGUUUACUUUCUUGCCGCAGCAGUCUACAGUCUGGCUGCUAAGUUUGGAGCUAUGGCUAGAAAGUCUGAGCUUACCUUAGAUGGAAAGGAAAAUAACAACUCACAGUUUCAUUACCUAAUAUAGUGUGGGAACAUGAUGACAGCUUGUUAUUAUUUUCAGGUUAAUUUUCAGGUUUGUUAGAGGUGUUAACUGCAUCCCAGUUUUGAAUAUUUAUGCUAAGCUAACUUCAUUUAUCACCUGCUGGCUGUUUUUCAGGCACAACUGCUCAAGCUGCCGUUGGCAAGAAAGUGAUGUACAGAUUUGUCCAAAGUGUGUAGCUAUUCUAUGUGUUUUAUGUCAGGCAAGGUUUUCUAUUGUUCCCGUUUAUCCUGAUGCUCAACCCCUCUGUGGUGCAGUAAUGAAUAACGUGGAUAUUUCAGUCCACUGGGGGAUUCAUGAAAACCAGGAACACAUUUACACACCUCAUUUCAUCCUCUCCUUUUCCCAGCAUCCAUUUGUACAGAGUGCAUCUGUCACUUUUCCCCUUUGGUUUCUUUUGUUGUGACAGUGUAUAUAUGUAAAGUUUGAGUUGUAGAUAAACCUGCAUGGGUUUCUGUCACAAUCAAUAAGGAUGCUAAUUUGAUAACGUUUUAGUCUCAAGCCUAAUGGCACUGUCUAGAUUACCACACGUGCGUGGAUGUAUAUGUUGAGGUACUUACAUAUGCACUAACAAAAGCAUGCAACACAAAAAAUGGUCACCUCUGAAUGCAGGAAGAGGUCGAUGGACAUUAUGCAUGACUAGAUGCUACGAUGAUACUGGUCAGACCAGACCAAGUUAGGUACUGUAAUAGGGCAGGGCGAGGGUGGGAAAGUUUAUUUUUGCAGGAUGGGGAGGGGUUACGUCUUCUACUGCUGCUUUCUUAUCACUCUUGAGAGACUUACAAGGUAAACAUUAACAAUUGUAGCUUUUUCUUCUUUUUUUAGCUUCUCCGUUCACAAAGAGUGUUCUGAAAGCUGUGUACUUAUCAGAUAUAUGCAAAAAAGUAACAGUAACUGUGAACUAAUGCUAAAAAAUCCAGCUUCUUCCAUCAUUGUUUCAUUUCCCCCGUUCAUCUUUUCAUUCAUUUGCACCUUAAUUUUGUGUUCACGUCAUGUGUCGUUUCCAUCUGCCCUUUCCUGUUCUGUAAACUGUAAUAUGUCCAAAAGACACGUCUCUGUAAUGCAAUAAUUCGCUGCACCUUCUGAACAAAGAGCAAUUCCUAAUUAUCCAUCUUUCCUUCAGCAGCAUACAAACAAUUUCCUUCUUUUGAUGUCCCAGUGACCCGAUGUCCCUUCUUUCUUUUCCCAGUAAAGAGGAAAAGAAAGUCCAUGAAGCCAUUCCUGUCAUAGAAUCCAUAAAUAUAUGGAUGUGAUUGGUCAAAAGGGCCACAUCUACAGUCAGUCGUAAUCAAUCCUGUACCCUAACACAUGCAAGAAUCCUAUCAAUAUAAUUUAGCCAAGAUGACAAAUUUUUAAAAAUGAUGGAGAUUUAUACUGGUCUUAGGAAAGUAGCUCAUUGUAUCUUGUAAUGUAUAGAAGCCCUUUGUUUUUCUGGAUGAACCACAGACUAUUUGAUUGCUUCGUUUUAAAAGUCUCAAGAUUUGUGAAUUCCUAGUGAGAACCAUUAUUGCUGGAGCAACGCUCAAAAGUUAGAGCUUGAAGAGUGUUUCAUGUGAAUUGUCGCUGGCUUUUUCUUUGUGUCAUGUUUGUGAUCUGCGUUUCCUCCAUCUACUCAGGUAUAGCUCUCUUAACCUGUGCCCAUCUGUAUCUGGUCGCCCAUGCUUUCUCAGAUAUGACAAACUGAAGGACUAGAAAAAAACUCUGAAAAAGGUUUUCUGUGAAUACCAUGUGCUCUGUUUUAGGGUUCCUUCUACAAAACUGCUGUCCUUGCUUUGUUUUUCCGAAUGUGCUCCCUGUCUUCUCCUUGUAUUUCUCCUCACCUUUCUUCUCUGUCCCAGUAACUGUAUCUCACUUUCUAUGGGACACCAUCCAUCCAUUCUUCAAGCCAGAAAACUGAAGCCAAAAAGGAAAACGUGUAAAUUAGAGCACCUUCGCAUUGGAAAAACAAAAACUAUUGGCCUGACAGUGGACUUCGCUGAGGAUGAAGAUAGGAAUGGACAAUAAAAAGAAUAAAAAAAGAGGGUAAUGAUAUGUUGUAAACAGAUGCAGAUGAACAAAUGUGUUGAAAACUCGUGUCCUGAGUGGAUUGUCAGCUGAGCAGCAUCAAAGAGAGGAGAUGGAGGAGGAAAAGUUUGGGCAACACAGAAAGUGUUGGAGGAGGAAAGAAAGAAGCACAAAUCGCUUCUCCAUUGCUGAGUUUUUAACAAACUCACCCAUUCCUCUACAAGAAGAGGAAAACUAUUAACUGUAAACUGCUGCUCGUCUGUCUCUGCUGAUGGGAUUCACCGUAGAAACUGGGAGGGAGAUAGAGAGAAAGAGAAGAACAACAAUGGUGUUCACAGUUCCAUCAUCACAUGCAACCUAAUGGAGAAUGUGGCUGUUAGUAAAUGUAAGCCAUAUUAACUUGGAAGACCAAACAAUUUCACAUCCUCUGAACUGAUUUCCAGAGCGAAUGGCUACAUAGAUUCUCUCAGCUGAGCUGCCAGAGGGCUUCCUGCCCGAUGGUCUUGUAUGUGGAAACCUCGUGUCUUCUGGAUGUCUUCGGUGUUUUAGUCACAAUUUUAUGUAAUUUAGUUGUCAUAUUGCUUUACUUACCUUUUUUUUUUUU